CCUCCCCUCUUGGUCAACUCCCUAACCAGAGAUCUCGGAACGGGAACGAGGAGUAGAAAUUCUGCUGGAGGAAGGGGGCAAAUAAUUGGCGAUUCUGUGCGUUUGUUAAUUGUGUGAUCUUGUUGAGUUCCUUUCCGUGAAAAUGGUUCAAACAGUGAAACUUGGCUUGGCCAGGAACGACCGCCAACCUUGGGGUUUCCGACUCCAUGGAGGGGCUGAAUAUGGCUCCCCAUUGGUGAUUCAGAAAGUGAAUGACAAGUCCAUCAGUGAACACGCCGGUCUAAAAGCAGGUGAUGUGGUGAUUGCCGUGAAUGGCAACGACGUCACGCACUGCCGCCACAAGGAAGCCCAAGAUAUGAUCUUGAGAUGUGGAAACAACUUCACCCUCUCCGUUCAAAGAGGAGGGUUGUUUCAAGAAGCCAUCAAGACCCAAUUGGCCGCUUCCCACCAUUCUACUCGGGUGCCAUCGCCACAGCCACCCCUAAUGUCUCAAACCGAUCAUGGCCAAGCCCCGAUGCCAACUCAAAGUGGUGGAGCAGGAGGUGGGUUCACCACGGUACCCCAUGCUCAGCCUAAAAUGGCAUCAUACAACAGCCCUCAUAAGCUUUAUUCCGAAGAAACGAUGAAGGAGAUGGCCAACAGCAAUCCGGAUAACUUGAGCCAAGGCAUGAAAAGUAUGGGGUUCAAUAAGAAGGCUGAAAAGUCUUUACAAGAUGUCACAGCCAAUUCCCAAGUUCUUCGGGCACUCCAGGAGGAAGAAGCCGGCCAUGGACCUUCCUUUGGAGUGGCCGGCAUGAGCGAACUCCAAGAAGAUCGGCAACGCCAUCCCAAUUUUCCCUAUUUUGACCCUUCUUCACACCCCUUGAAACCCCUCAACCAGACUUCUCAUUCUCAUGGUCACCAGAGCGCAAGCUUCAGGUUGUUGCAACGUGCUCUAGAGACUGACACGAACAAUAAUUGUGAUCAUGAACCAGACCAAACCUUUCAGCCUCAACAUGCACCUCGACCAGAUGAAGCCCCGGCAUCGGUGUUUCGGUCGGGAGGGAUGAAUCGGGCACCUCAUGAACAACCUCGGGCUCCAUGGCAAAGACCUCUUCAAUCACCUGCGCCCACGCAAGCCUUUCACCAACAACAGCCGGCAAGUGCUUGGAACACGUCUCUUAACGCCAACAAAGCCGGAGCAGCGUCAAACGCUGAGGAUUUUACCAAGCAGUUCAUGACGGAUCUUCAUCAGCCGUCUCAGACCGAACCAGAGAGGGCCUUUGAAUCGCCUAUUCCACGGCCAUCAUCGGGAAUGAGAUCCACACCAACCGUUAGCUUUAGAACACAAUCUCCUUUGAGGACUCAAUCACCCGCCCAGCACCAAAUAAAAACACAAUCUCCCAUGAGGCAACAAUCUCCGGCGCAACAACUGCGAACCCAAUCGCCGGCUUUCAAGCAAAUUCACCAGCAGCAGCAGCAACAUCAAGAUCAAGUGGACAAUCAGGCACAGGGUGAGAAUUGGAACAACACCUUGAAUGACAACAAGGCAGGAAUGGCCUCUAACGCUCAGGAUUUCACCAAACAAUUCAUGUCGGAUAUGUUUGGGGGAGGUAUGGGCGGUCCACCAGCUCCGGCCCCUCAACCCGUUGCGCCUACGCCGGCGGGUCAGGUACAAUGGCCUCCCACGAAUCAACAACCACGAGAGAACACCCCCAGCCAUCCUCCUUUUGAAGCGCCAUCCACAUCUAUCUUGAAGAACGGUUCCGGGCACAACCUUGCAAUGAGUUCCUCUUCCUCCUCGAUGCACCAGUCAUCACAAUCAACAUCAGUGCAGGAGCAGCAAUCAGCCCCUUCAAUGCCAGGAGUGAAGUUCCAAACCUCGCAACCCCAGCCUCAAGGCCCGGGGUCGUUGCCACGGAUGCCGGGAAUGCCCCUAAAAUCCUUGACGGGUAAGGUCUCCAACCCACAGGCAACUUUGGCAGCCAAUUUACCAAAAAUGAGCAUCCCUGCUGCCCAGGCGCCCGUGCCCGCGCCCGCGUCCAGUGAGCCUGCCCCACCUGUAGGCCCUGGUCAGAGCCUGGUCGCUCCUCGCCGAGGUCGAGGCGAACUCAGGCAGCCCACCGCUGGCCGAGUGCCACUUUGUGGUAGCUGUGGGCAACAGAUCAGAGGUCCAUUCAUCACGGCCUUGGGCAAAACUUGGUGUCCAAACCACUUUUCUUGUGCGCAAGCAUCUUGUGGCAAGUCUCUCCAAGAUUGCGGAUUUGUGGAAGAACAAGGACAUUUGGUUUGCGAGGCUUGCUAUGGCCAAUACUACGCCCCGGAGUGUGAAAAAUGUCGCAAGAAAAUUCUUGGUAACACGCUGAAGGCCAUGAACAAAACAUUUUGUCCCGAAUGUUUUGUUUGUGCGUAUUGUGGCAAAAUAUUUGCGAACUCUCCGUUCUAUCUGGAGGACGGUUUGCCUUACUGCGAAUAUGAUUGGAAUGAGCUGUUCACAACAAAGUGUGUCUCGUGUGGAUUUCCCAUUGAGGCCGGUGACCGUUGGGUAGAAGCCCUGAACAACAACUAUCACAGUCAAUGUUUCAAUUGCACAUUGUGCAAAAAGAAUUUGGAAGGCGUGGGCUUCUUCGUCAAAUCUGGCCGGGCCUUCUGCAAGAGCCAUGCUCGUGGUUAAACAUCGUCAUCAUCACCAAUGAACAAGUCCUACUUAUUUACUGCAUUGUACAUAGUCAGCUCCUGCUCUCCCUCUGCAAAUCUCGAUAUCUCCGGACAAAGACAGUGGACAAUAAUUUUGGAACAGCCUUCUGCACACCCUUGAAAGACAUGUUAUGUAUGAUGCUCUAGUACUAAUCCCCAGGACAAGAUCGACAAUAUUCCCCAUUGCCCUAGCUUGUCCUACCUGUACAUGACAACAUUAACCACAACCAUGAAAGCUUGCUCCCGACAAUGCUUUGGCAUGAAAUAAAGAAUUAUAAACUUGA
Tigriopus californicus is the source of this 2960-nucleotide messenger RNA. It is a transcript of the gene Zasp52, whose product is annotated as PDZ and LIM domain protein Zasp-like. The coding region runs from base 143 to 2653 and encodes 836 amino acids. The record is from RefSeq and is a predicted model, not a curated record. The transcript is spliced from 15 exons. Lineage: Eukaryota; Metazoa; Arthropoda; Copepoda; Harpacticoida; Harpacticidae. Gene Ontology annotation, molecular function: actin binding; muscle alpha-actinin binding. Gene Ontology annotation, cellular component: Z disc; adherens junction; filamentous actin. Gene Ontology annotation, biological process: actin cytoskeleton organization; muscle structure development.